CCUCCAACUCCGAUUGAUUAGGAAAACCUGUGUGGGCCAGGAUCAGAAUUGAGAUUGGGAAGAGUUGGUGUUGGUGAGUUACUAGCCGGUUCUGAAGGCCUAAUUGAUAGCCGUCACACAAGGACUCCGCACAUUUCCACACAGGCUGAUACUGGCACGCACAAUCUGACGCUUCGAAAUCUUUGUUUUAGUAAGUUUGGUAUUUCUACAAGAAAAUCCUGGCAUGGAGCUACUGAUCGCCGUUUGUUGAUUAUCAAACCAACAGCCUCAACGCUUUCUCGCUUAAAACCUAAAUAACUUUUUUUUUUUUUUGAGAAGAUGACUGAGAGACCACAGAGCCCGACAGGAACGGACUGCAGACCCUAUGAACUCAACAGGGCCAUGUACCAUCAAGCCCCGGGCCUGGAUGGACUUGGCGGUGCGUCCUUGCAGUUCGCGCACGGCAUGCUUCAGGAUCCAAGCCUGCUUUUGAACAAAGACCAUUUCAACGGAAUCAACCCUCUGACACACCAAACUUUCUUCCCAUUUUCAGGCGAUUUUAAAACGAACGAUCUGCAAGGCAGUGAUUUUGCGCACCCCAAACACUGGUACCCGUUUGCUGCACCCGAGUUCACCGGGCAGGUCGCGGGUGCGACGGCAGCCACCCAGCCGGCGAACAUCAGCCCGCCUAUCGCUGAAACCAGGGAACAAAUCAAGAUUCCAGCUGAGGUAAAAACUGAAAAGGAUGUUGAUGAAUACACCAAUGAAGAAAACAAGCCGACGUCACAAUAUAAUCUCACUCCCGGGACAUCAUCUGUACCCACCGGGGUGAAUUAUUACACACCCUGGAACCCCUCGUUUUGGCCUGGACUGUCUCAUAUUACGGCCUCCGCAAAUAUUUCUCAAGCUCCCCCGACUCCCUCCGCAUCAUCCCCUUCUCUGUCUCCAUCUCCACCCGGAAAUGGGUUCGAAAGCCCGGGCUUUUUCAACGGAGGCUCCGCGCAAAACAUCCCUUCGGGUCAGGCGCAAAGCGCAGCCAGGAGCAGCGGCUCCUCCAGUGGAGGGUGCAGUGAUUCUGAGGAGGAGGAGAAUCUGACUACGGAAGACUUGGAACAGUUUGCUAAAGAGCUCAAACACAAACGCAUCACUUUGGGAUUCACGCAGGCAGACGUGGGGCUCGCGCUGGGAAAUCUGUAUGGCAAAAUGUUCAGUCAGACGACUAUCUGCCGCUUUGAGGCUCUCCAACUUAGUUUCAAGAAUAUGUGCAAACUGAAGCCGCUGCUCCAGAGGUGGUUGAAUGAGGCAGAGAAUUCCGAAAACCCUCAGGAUAUGUACAAAAUUGAACGGGUGUUCGUCUACACAAGAAAGAGAAAGCGGAGGACCAGUUUGGAAGGCACAGUCCGUUCUGCUCUGGAGUCGUACUUUGUGAAGUGCCCCAAACCCAACACUCUGGAGAUCACUCAUAUAUCUGAUGACCUCGGCCUGGAGAGAGAUGUAGUACGUGUGUGGUUCUGCAACCGUAGACAAAAGGGGAAACGUCUAGCGUUGCCCUUUGAUGAUGAAUGCGCUGAAGCACAGUAUUACGACCAGAGUCCACCAGCCCUCCCAGGGCAAGGCUAUCCUGGACCAGCCCAUCCUGGAGGAGCCCCUGCCCUAUACAUGCCUUCCCUCCACCGACCGGAGGUCUUUAAAAACGCCCUGCACCCUGGACUGGUGGGUCACCUCACCAGCUAAACAGGUGCUUGCCAAAUUUUAAAUAGAGAUGCUCGAAGCCAAGCUAUGGAUCAAAUCAGCCAUAUGAUUUAUUUUUAUGUAAACAUUGCAUCUGUUUAUUUGGUUCUUUUCGUAUGUGCCUUGGGACGCUCUGAUUGUAUAGUGUCUGGUUUAGACUUGACUUUGUACAAUAGCAGCCUAAUGGGUGCCUUGUUGAACUAAUGCGUUUGCACAUGAAGUCAUAGGUUCAGAUACGAUUUGUAUAGUUUUUAUGACUUUUUGCUCCUGUAUCAAUUUUUAAUGUACAUAUAUUUGUCUUAUCAUUCAAUAUUUGAUGAUUUCCAUAUUUGUCUUCAUACUUUGUAGUUUUUCCGCCACAUUUCUAUGUGAACUGGCAGCAAAUUCAAGACUUAGAUCUUGUAUUUUGACUAAUUACUUGAUUUUUAAAGAGAUUGAUUUUUUUUUUAUUAUAAUUUGGAGGAGGCCUUUAUUUAUUUAUUUUUUUUAGAUGGUUUGCAAAGGAUAUCAGUCACUGUUCUUUUUUCUCUAAAUGCUUGCACUCUCCCAUCUCCAAUUGAAAAUAAUUCUAGGUGUAAUAUCUUUUUAUCAGGGUGAUUUAUAGAUGAAAUUUGCUGCCAGUUUGGAAGCCUCUCUGUGGAGGUCAUGUGCCUUAUCUUUUUGGUGUGUUUUAUCAUGCAUGCUCAUCCCUAUGCAAUGUAAAUGAAAGCCAUAUUUGAUAAUUUAUUGAAACUCUGCUCAACACAUACAAUAUCAUUGGGUAGCAAUUAAACCAUUUCCAUUGACAGUCACUUCUUGUUUGUUUUUGGGACUAAAUCAACCUGUUGCUCUUAACACUUGUUUUACAGAUGAAGUAUCUUGGUUUAAAACGGUGUUUCAGGAUCCAGAUGUUUUAUUGUAUAUCGACUGGCGAUCCAACACAGAACCAAAAUCUAAACUGACAAUUCACUGCAAAAAAAA
This is a messenger RNA of Sinocyclocheilus anshuiensis, 2670 nucleotides long. Its product is annotated as POU domain, class 5, transcription factor 1-like. The coding region runs from base 319 to 1713 and encodes 464 amino acids. Gene Ontology annotation, molecular function: DNA-binding transcription factor activity, RNA polymerase II-specific; RNA polymerase II cis-regulatory region sequence-specific DNA binding. The record is from RefSeq and is a predicted model, not a curated record. Lineage: Eukaryota; Metazoa; Chordata; Actinopteri; Cypriniformes; Cyprinidae. Gene Ontology annotation, biological process: regulation of transcription by RNA polymerase II. The transcript is spliced from 5 exons.